Molecule: messenger RNA, 3127 nt
Organism: Nothobranchius furzeri (turquoise killifish)
Lineage: Eukaryota; Metazoa; Chordata; Actinopteri; Cyprinodontiformes; Nothobranchiidae
Source: RefSeq, a predicted model, not a curated record
CAGUUUCCUCCAUUGAUCAGCUCGGUGAAGAAGGCGGGUCCUCUGACGUCACCGCGGAGCUGCUCGGCUGCGUCAGAGUCCAGCUGAGCGAGGCGAGAAGGAAACGAGGAAUAAAAGGAAGCGGUUCUGAUUGGCCGGGUAGAGCGGACUCGGAGUGCCGGACCGGUUCGAGCUCAGCGGACGGACAUGGAGGGCAGCUCGGAGGAAGAAUACAAGGAGAAAUUAUUAUGGACCGUCAAGCGGGAGGUGAAGCAGAUCAUGGAGGAAGCUGUAACCAAGAAAUUUGUUCACGAAGACAGCAGUCACAUCAUCGCCCUGUGCACUGCCAUCGAGGCAUGUCUGACUCACCUCCUGAAGAGACGGGCUGCUGGGUUCCUCCGCAGCGACAAGAUAGCAGGACUCUUCACCAAGGUCGGCAAAGUGUUUGACAUCGCCGGUGACGUUUGUCGUAAAGUCCAAGAGCAGCUUCAGCAGCAGGCAGAUCUCACCAGGAGAGCCCAGAGUGCGGGUCAUGAACCUCUGAGGAGACAGGGCUCCUCCACCACCAGCCGACCCCCUCAGCCUCUGUCUGCCCAGGCUGUCAAACACAUCUGGGUCCGCACAGCGCUUUUUGAGAAAGUUCUGGAUAAGAUAGUCCAGCACAUCGUGGACAGCUCCAGUAAAUAUUAUGAAAGAGAAGCUCUAAUGCAUGACCCGGUCUUUGGGCCCAUCUUAGCAGCUCUACUAGUGGGUCCCUGUGCACUGGAGUACACUAAGCUGAAAACCUCAGAUCAUUUCUGGACAGACCCAUCAGCCAAUGAGCUGGUUCAACGCCACCGGAUCCACGGGGCCCACCGGGGCCAGGAUGUGUCCGCCGGUCGCCGGCCUGCUCUGGGAAUCCGCAAAAGGCAGUCCAGUGGCAGCAUGUCGGAGGACAGGUUUGCUGCAUCAGCACGGGAGUAUGUGGAGUCUCUUCACCAGAACUCCAGAUCACACCUUCUUUACGGCAAAAACAACGUUCUGGUGCAACCGAAGAAGGACAUGGAGGUGUUGCGGGGCUACUUGUCUCUCCAUCAGGCUGGAGACAACCUCACCCUAAAGUGGACGCCCAACCAGCUCAUUAAUGGCACUCUGGGAGACUGUGACCUAGAAAAAAGUAUCUACUGGGACUACGCUCUGACUGUUCCUCUACGUCAGAUCGUCUGCCUCCACUGUCAUCAGAGGCCUGAUUCUGGGGGGACACUAGUUCUGGUGAGUCAGGACGGGAUCCAGAGGCCGCCCCUGCUGUUCCCCCCCGGUGGUCACCUCCUGGCCUUCCUCUCCUGUCUGGAAACGGGUCUGCUGCCACGUGGUCAGUUGGAGCCUCCCCUCUGGUCCCAGAAAGGCAAGGGAAAAGUCUUUCCCAAACUGAGGAAGAGGAGCAGCACAGCGAGGCUGAUGGACCAGGACAGACAUGGUGAGGAGCCGACAGCUGCUGAUUACGUGUUUCGCAUCGUCUACCCAGGUUACCGAUAUGAUGCCAUCACUAUAAACUACCACCACACCACGGGUAGCCGUGCGCCAUCGCUGGAUGAUGACGAGGAAGAGGAAGAUAGACUCCAUGCUAUGAUCUCAAUGAUCUGCUCGCGGAACCUCACAGACCCUUAUGUCCUGAAAGACCAUGGGGAGAUGAUGGAGAUGCAAGGUUUUGGAGGCAGCCCGUCGUCGUGGCAACAGGCUGAAGUAACCACUCAUGAGUCCCUGUGCCAGUCCUGCACAACGGCUGGUAGCAUCACGUCGUUCGUCCACAUGGCCGGAUGCACCUGCAUCCAUCAGCAGUCUGACAUCCACACAGUUCCACUUAAGAUGCUCUGUCAGAACAUGAAGAGGCAGAUUGUCUCCAGAGCUUUCUACGGAUGGCUCGCAUACUGCCGACACCUGUCCACCGUGCGGACACACCUGUCAGCUCUGGUAAACCACAACAUUGUACCUCCAGACAAACCCUGUGAGGCAUCAGGAGGCCUCAGCAAAGAGGUCUGGAGCAAAUACCAGAAAGACUGCAAGAACUACAAGGAGCUUGAGCUGCUCAGGCUGGUUUAUUAUGGAGGAGUAGAGCAUGACAUCAGGAAGGAAGUUUGGCCUUUUUUACUAGGACACUACAAGUUUGGCAUGAACAAAAAGGACAUGAGCCAGAUUGACGUGAAGAUCAGCGAGCGCUACCAGCAGGUGAUGCGGGAGUGGAAGGCCUGUGAGAUCAUCGUCAAGCAGAGGGAGAAGGAGAUGCAGUCAGCCAUCUUUGCUAAGUUGUCGUCAGGCAGCAGCAUCGACAGCCACGUCUUGCGACUUGUGCACAGAGACUCCACUCUCAGCAAUGAGGUGUUCAUGUCUGUGGACGAGCCAGAUGCAGGAAGUCAGGAGACCCCCAGCAGAGAAGACAGCACCCCCACCAUGACCACUCUGCUUCCUCAGGCCGCUCUGCCCCCAGAAGAGCGUCCUCUAGUGGAGUUUGACUCCCCUGACUCGGGUCUCCCUUCCUCCAGAAACUACUCCGUGACCUCUGCUCAUUCCCAGAUCUUGUCCAGCAUAGAUGAUUGUCAGAGCACCGAGGAGGAAGGAGGUGGCAGGGAGGAGAACAGGACUCCAGUGGUGGGACGUCAGGACUCUUUGACUGAGGACAGGCUGUGCUGUCAGCUGGACAAAUUGGUGACCAGUGGAGCUGCUGCAGAUGGGACACCGGUAUCUCUCUCCUCCUACACGAUUGAGCUGCUGGACACAGUUGCCCUGAACCUCCAUAGAAUAGACAAGGACGUGCAGCGCUGUGACCGAAACUAUUACUACUUCACCACCACCAACCUGGAGAAACUACGAAACAUCAUGUGCAGCUACGUGUGGGGGCAUUUAGAGAUGGGCUAUGUCCAGGGCAUGUGUGACCUGCUUGCGCUCCUCGUCAUUCUGGAUGAUGAGUGCCUGGUGUACAGCUGCUUCACUCAGCUAAUGAAGAGGAUGAGUCAAAAUUUCCCAAAUGGAGGAGCUAUGGACUCACACUUUACCAAUAUGAGGUCACUAAUCCAGAUCCUGGACUCUGAGAUCUUUGAGCUGAUGCAGCAGAAUGGAUAUUACACUCACUUCUACUUCUGUUACCGCUGGUUCCUGCUGGACUUCAAACGAG